Molecule: messenger RNA, 526 nt
Organism: Lucilia sericata (common green bottle fly)
Lineage: Eukaryota; Metazoa; Arthropoda; Insecta; Diptera; Calliphoridae
Exons: 1
Source: RefSeq, a predicted model, not a curated record
AUGGAUACCUUAAAAUCCAAUAAAUCCUCUUUCUCUAUAGAAAAUAUUUUAGAACAAAAAACAUCUAAAGAUACUAACUUGAAUCCGGCUACACAUAUACAAAUACCCUCACCCAGUUUAACAACAACAUCUUUACCUUCACCCAAUUUGGAUAAUACAGUUACAUCUACCAGUCUAACACGUACCCCGGAUUUUGAACAAUAUACCGCUUUUAAAAAUCUCACUUUAAAAACAGCCAACCACAACAAUAACUCGCCCUCCUCAUUAACUUUAGCUAGUACUUUACCACAACAUGCAACAGCCGCCGCUGCUCCUGCUCUACAUUAUGAUCAUGUUUAUGAUCCUACGGCCUCCUUAUUUUAUCAACAAGUCUUAAAUUUACAGAAAAAUUCAGCAUUUUUAAUGCCUCAUUUUCAGGCUGCAGCAGCUGCCGCCGCAAUGGCUAAUGUUUCAACGGCGGUGGCGGCUCGUGGAACUCCGUCGGUUUAUUGUGAACCUCCUUAUAAUCAAUUUAUGGAUUGUGAAG